UUCUUUAUGGGUAUAGAAUAUAAAUGUAACGCAAUGGUCAACAUGUAUUUGAAGGCUUUUUGUGUGAAUGCAGUUGUCUCUGAUUGGAGGGGAAAACACGGACCUAUUUUCAUUCCUUUUGGGCGCGUUUUGGGUUGUCAUUGGGCUGGAGAUGUUCUUGGACUUGCAAACCCUGCGCAGGUAUGUGACGUCGCUUGGGCUCAGGUGAGCUUGUUCCUGGCAGGCUAUCAGAGGCGGUAAGCCACACAUCUGCACAGCACGUAAGAACAUGGCUGUCCGUGACAAGAUGCAGACGUGGUGCUGCAGUGUUGGCACACUGAGACCGUGGCUCAUGCUUGUCUCUGGGAUUUUACUCAGCGUUGAGAACCGGGGGGUCAUGGCAGCCCCCGAGACCGGACAAUGGAGUGUGACUAUUGUCAAUACCACAAAACCACUGCUGCUGAGAAAGUCCAUGUACAAAGACACAGAUGUCCAGUUGAAAGUUGUGUUAUUCAGCUGUCCAGAGAAGGUGACGUUUACCAUUAAGUGGUAUCUGAAGUUUUAUCCUUGUCACAACGAGUUCAACAACAUAGAGGAGAUGUAUGAGAGGACGCCCCUGAGCCGAGAUGAGGGGCUGGACCCCAACCCCCUGGGGCAGGGAGAGGGCAUCCUGCACAUGCACCAGCCCCUCACCUGCAACAGCAGCCUGCGCUUCUUCCCCAUGCUCAAUAAAGCCAAGGCUGAACCUCGUCCCUUAGUGCCACAUGCGGAGGGGGCGGAACCGGACCAGAACUACACCAGGUGGACAAUGGAGGAGUACCAGCGUGGCUCCGCACCUCUGAGGAACGCCAGCCUGCCCGCCAAGAGUGACGUCAUAGCAACCACCUGGAGGGACGGGCCCUACCUGCUGGUGGUCAAGAUCUCCUCCGAUCGGCCCGCCGCCGGAUGGAACCUGACUGUGAGUGUGGUGAUGAAGGGGUCUCACGGUUUCAUCUCUGUCACUGAGUGGCCUCUCAUGAUCUUCUACAUGGUGAUGUGUGUGGUGUACAUCCUGCUGGGCCUGCUGUGGCUGCUGUGGUCGGCCUGCUACUGGAAGGACCUGCUGAGGAUCCAGUUCUGGAUCGCGGGGGUGAUCUUCCUGGGCAUGGUGGAGAAGGCUGUGUUCUGCGCCGAGUACGAGAACACAAACUCCAUGGGGGCUGCUUCCCCAAGCCUGCUGAUCUUUGCUGAGCUGGUGUCUGCUCUGAAGAGGACCCUGGCCAGACUGCUGGUCAUCAUCGUCAGUUUGGGCUACGGCAUUGUCAAGCCACGCCUAGGCACAGUUAUGCACAGAGUGGUGGGGCUAGGAGUCCUGUACUUUGCCUUCGCCAGCAUUGAAGGGGUCCUGAGGAUCACUGGGGGUCGGGAUAAUGGACCAGCCCUCAUCACAGCCAUAGUUUUAACUGUGUUUGACUCCUGCUGCGUGUGGUUCAUCUUCGUGAGCCUGGCCCAGACCAUCAAGACCCUGAAGCUGCGGAGGAACCCGGUCAAGCUGUCGCUCUACCGGCACUUCACCAACACGCUCAUCUUUGCUGUGUUAGCUUCCAUCAUCUUCAUGGUGUGGACCACUAAGAAGUUCAGGCUAGCAGACUGCCAGUCUGACUGGAUGGAGCUGUGGGUGGACGAUGCCUUCUGGAGGUUCCUCUUCUCCAUCAUCCUUCUCGUCAUCAUGUUCCUAUGGCGACCUUCCGCCAACAACCAGAGGUACGCUUUCACUCCGCUGAUGGACGACUCGGACGAUGAGGAGAUAGAGGAGUUCCUGGUGUCAGCUAACAUAGCUGAUGGGAUCAAGCUGCGGGCCACCAAUAAGAAUGAGUCCAACGGGUCAGCCAAGCCCCCCCCUGCGGCCCCAGGAGCCGGCCCUGAUGAUGACUUGAAGUGGGUGGAAGACCACAUUCCUACCUCUCUGACAGACGUAGCUCUGCCAGUCCUGCUGGACUCUGAUGAGGAAAUCAUGACCACCAAGUAUGAGAUGUCCAAGAUGGAGUAGAUGGGAGGAACCCCCCUCCUCUCGUAGAGAACCCCUCUCCUCUCCUGGACGACGCUCUCCUCCCCUGGAGAGAAGCCUCUCCUCCCUGGAGAACCUCUCCUGUCCUGGACAACCCUCCUGGAGAACCCUCUCCUCUAGAACCCUCUCCUGUCGAACCCCUUUCCUAAAGAACCUUCCCCUGGAGAACCCUCUCCUCUUUUGGAGAACCCUCUCCUCCAGAGU
This is a messenger RNA of Osmerus eperlanus (European smelt), 2230 nucleotides long. RefSeq names its product transmembrane protein 87B (gene tmem87b). Gene Ontology annotation, biological process: retrograde transport, endosome to Golgi. Bases 269 to 2008 code for a protein of 579 amino acids. The transcript has 19 exons. The record is from RefSeq and is a predicted model, not a curated record. NCBI's taxonomy places the organism in Eukaryota, Metazoa, Chordata, Actinopteri, Osmeriformes, Osmeridae. Gene Ontology annotation, cellular component: Golgi apparatus; membrane.